AUGUUGUGUGACCAAAAGAAAGAUGAAGGAUAUAAAGAGUUUGAGGAAGAGGUGGAGAAGGCUAGGACGAAAGGAAAGUCCUGGAAGUUAAUAAAUAUAGAAAGAGGCAAAAAAAAGAAAAAGAAAGUAGCUGCAGCCGGGUUACCUUCCGACUGCAUUUAUGCGCAGCAACAACAACAACAACUGCAAUAUCAACAACAACAGCAACAAUAUCAAAAAUCCUUACAAUAUUACCAACAAGCACAACAACAAUACGAAAAGGCUCAACAACAGUAUCAGCAACAACUAUCUGCAUAUUAUAAAGCCCUGGCAGGAGUGGAUAUAUCUUCAUUGACGGGAAUAAAAGGAGGAGCGCCAGGUGGAGUAUCUGCUCAGGGAGGAAUUUGUUCGUCUACAUCGGAGGGAACAAAAGCAGUAGCGCAAAGUGGAAUAUCUGCCCAGGCGGAAGUGAAUUCAUCUACAUCAAGCGGAAACACAGGAGAAUCGGAAGGUGGAAUAUCUGCCCAGGAAGGUGUUAAUUCUUGUAAAUCAGAGGAAAUAAAAGCAGGAGGGCAAGGUGGAAUAUUCGCCCUAGGAGGAGUGAGUUCAUCUGCAUCGGGGGGAAUGAAAGGAGGAGUGCAAGGUGUACUACAAACACUUACAUCCGCACAGUCAGAAGUCAAUUCAUCCAUAUUGGAAAGUAGAAUACAGGCAGCAUCCGUAUCUGCACAAAAACGGCAACAGCAGAAGCAGAAGCAACAACAGCAACAAUACCAACAAGUACAAGUUCAAUACCUGCAAUCAAAACAAGAAUACCAAAAAGCUCAACAACAGUACAAAAAACUGCUUGCUGCAUACUCUAAAGCCCAGACAGAAGUGAAUAUAUCUUCAUCGGGGGGAAUAAAGGGAGGAGCGCAAAGUGAAAGAUCUGCCCAGGCAGGAGUGGAUUCAGCUGCACUGGGGGGAAUAAAAGAAGGAUCGCAAGGUGGAGAAGCGCAAGGUGAAAUAUCUGCCCAGGCGGAAGUGAAUUCAGCUACAUCCGGUGGAAUAAAAGGAGGGGAGCAAGGUGUAAUUUCUGCCCAGGGAGGAGUAGAUUCAUCUACAUUGGGAGUAAUAAAAGGAGGAGCACAAGGUGGUAUAUCUGCCGAGGAAGGAGUUGGUUUAACUACAUUGGAAGAAAUAAAAGGAGAAACGCAAGGUGGCAUAUCUGCCCAGGCGGAUGUGAAUUCAGCUACGUCGGGUGAAAUAAAAGCAGGAGAACAAGGUGGAGUAUCUGCCGAGGGAGCAGUUGAUUUAUCUACAUUGGCAGGAAUAAAAGAAGGAGCGCUAGGUGAGAUAUCUGCUCAGGCGGAAGGGAAUUCAGCUACAUCUGGUGUAAUAACAGGAGAAGAGCAAGGUGGAAUAUAUGCCAAGGAAGGAGUGGAUUCAUAUACAUUGGGAGGAAUAAAAGGAGGAGCGCAAGGGGAAAUAGAAGCCGAUGAAGAAUUGAAUUCAUCUAUAUCGGGAGAAAUGAAAGGAGGGGAUCAAGGUGGAUUUUCUACCCAGGGAGAAUUAAAGGGAAUUAAAGGAGGGGCGCAAGGAGGGAUACAAGCAUCACUUAUAUCUGCUCAGGCAGAAGUGAAUUCAGUUACGUCUGGGGGCAUAAAAGGAGGGGCGCAAGGUGGAAUAUCUGCCCAGGAUGGGGCAAAGGGAAAAAAAGGAGGUGCGGAAGGUGAAUUAUGUGCCGAAGAAGAACUGAAUGCAACUAUAUUGGGUGGAAUAGAAGGAGAAGCGCAAGGUGGAAUAAAAGCAUCUCCUAUAUCUGCCAAGGCAGAAGUGAAUGCAUCUACAUCGGCGGGAACAAAAGGAGGAGCGCAAGAUGGAAUACAAAGAUCACCUAUAUCUGUCAAGGCAGAAGUAAAUGCACCAACAUGGGAUGGAAUAAAAGGAGGAGCGCAAGGUGGAAUAAAAGCAUCACCUAUAAGUGCCAAGGCAGAAUUAGCUUCAGCCCAGUUUUGUCCUAAUUCACCGGAAGGACGAGAACAAUACCGACGAGAAUACCAACAAGCAGUAGAUCAAUACCAACAAAAACUUGCUGCCUAUUAUCAACAAGUUUCAGCUUCAGGAGGAACGCCUCAAGGAGCACCCCCACAGGCAGGAAUGCCCCCAGGAAUGCCCCCACAAGCUGCUGCACAAGCGGCAGCACAAGCCCAUGCUGUUAGCAGCCCACCACCAGGGAAAUAA
Molecule: messenger RNA, 2202 nt
Organism: Belonocnema kinseyi
Lineage: Eukaryota; Metazoa; Arthropoda; Insecta; Hymenoptera; Cynipidae
Product: oleosin GRP-17-like
Exons: 3
Coding region: 1-2202 (733 amino acids)
Source: RefSeq, a predicted model, not a curated record